CUAGUCCUGGCGGCGUGUGGACUCGGAGGCUUCCGUAGAGAGAGGGAGAAAGAUGGCGGCCGCAGUGCUGAAGCAGUUGGGUGCGUUAUGGAUGCAGAAUCUGAGGAGCCAGGGCAAGCUCGCCUUGGGGUUUCUUUCGUCUCAUAAUGUUUUGCUCCAAUCACAUAUUCACACAAGCGCUUCUCUUGACAUCUCUCGAAAGUGGGAGAAAAAGAAUAAUAUCGUUUAUCCCCCACAGUUGCCCGGAGAACCUCGGAGACCAGCAGAAGUCUACCACUGUCGAAGGCAAAUAAAAUACAGCAAAGACAAGAUGUGGUAUUUGGCGAAAUUGAUACGAGGAAUGUCUAUCGAUCAGGCUUUGGCUCAAUUGGAAUUCAGUGACAAAAAAGGGGCCCAGAUAAUUAAAGAGGUUCUCUUAGAAGCACAAGAUAUGGCAGUGAGAGACCAUAAUGUGGAAUUCAGAUCCAAUUUAUAUAUAGCUGAAUCCACCUCAGGGAGAGGCCAGUGUCUGAAACGCAUCCGCUACCAUGGCAGAGGUCGUUGUGGGAUCAUGGAGAAGGUUUAUUGCCAUUAUUUUGUGAAGCUGGUGGAAGGACCCCCACCUCCACCUGAGGCACCAAAGACAGCAGUUGCUCUCGCCAAAGAAUAUAUUCAGGAGCUUCGCAACCGGACCAUCAUUCACGCGCUGUGAUGAAGGAAUUCUGAUUCCAAAGUGUAUUUAUUUUUGCUGUUCGUUUCCUAAAAGCAAAAAGAUUAAAGGCAAAUCCUUUUUUGUGAUGUGUCAUUUAUUUAUUGGAACCACCACUCCAAGUGGCUGAUGAGCCAGUUUCAACUCAUUGUGACCCCAUGUCUUUCAGAGCAGAACUGCCCUCCUUGGGGUUUCCAUCACUGUGACCUAUUGAAAGCAGAUCACCAGGACUUUCUUCUGAGCACCUCUGGGUGGGUUUGAACUGCCAACCUUUUGGUUAGUAGUCCAGCUCUUUUCAAGCUUGUCCUUAUUUCACUUGAUUCUUUCUGGGGGCAAGGGUAGAGUGUGGAGGUGAGCGUAGCAGCACAUGGUUUCAUUGCAGUGUAGGAGGGCAUUCUGUGGUUCUGUUCUUCCUUCCCUGUGGGCACAGGUCAGUGAGUGAGGAAUUGUGUUAUCUUUUACUGCUUUAGCAGUAACUUGAAAUUAUAGGAGUUUAUUACAUUUUAUUACAUAUAUUAAUCUCAAACUCCACAAACCCUUUCACUUUGAAAGUUUUCUUCUAGUUAAGUAGCGAUUGUUUUCAUUUCUCCUUCCUACAUGCUUUCUCUUGCUCAGAUAUCUUAUUUAGAAUUGAUUCAUUUUUCAGGGUGAAAUCAAUUACCAGUUAUCGAGAGAAGACUUAAACUAGUCUCAGCAUUGCAUUAUAAAAUAAGGCAGUAGGUGGCGCUCAUCUACCUCUUGUUAGCAGAAAAUUGUUAGCAUCAUAUUAGGAUGUUCAAUACUACCUGGCUGUCACUGAUACACGUUUCCAUUGGCAAGAAGCAUUCCUUCUCCACAGUCCCUAGCACAAUGGUUCUAAAUUUUUGUAUUCAUAAGAGAAACCUGGGGUGCUUGGCUGUUAAGAAUACAUCUGAGACCCACUGCAGAGAUUCUGAUUCACUAGAUCUUGGCAAGGGCUAUGGGAAGAAUUCCAGAAAUCUGCAUUUUAAGCAGGAACUUCUAGGUGAUUCUGUUAUAGGUGGCCAUACUUUGAGAACACUCCUCUAGUACAAUGAAGAACGUGGCUUUAGUGUCAUGUUUUAAGAUGGCAUUAAAAGUAGCGACUAUUUACCGGGAUCUCGUUAUUUGCCAAGCUCUCUGUUAGUAUUUUACAUAGCUCUUCACAACAUCCUGCAAAGUGGGUAUUGUUUUGCCACUUUACAAGGAAGAAAUCAAAGCACACAGAUUCAAGUAACUCAGGUUCUCACUGUGUGUAAAUAUUGGAGCUAUGAUUUAAACUGGGUUUCUGAAGCACUUGGUUCUGCAUAACUAAUGACUGUACAGAUGGGUUCCAUGCCUCUCUAGUUAACCUAACAAGUAGGUAAAAAGGCAGUAGGGCUCAGUGGCAUGGGCCAAGGUUUAGGACAGUUUCAUUUUGGGUCCUAAGCUGUUGUAGCAUAGAGUAAUGAAAAUAACACUGGAGUGGUAAAACGUAGCCUCUCUUCUACUCCCUGUGUGCUCGUUAACCAGCAAGAAGACUGGGGACUCAGGUCUCCUUUCCCCCUUGGCCUCCAUUUCAUUCAUCUGUGAAGUAAGAGGCUUAAUGCUCUCUGUAGACCACCUUCUUCAGAAUUACCUAAAAAAGUUAUUAAAAAUGCAGAUUCCCGGGCCCAGUUCAGUGGUGUCACUAGAGUUGGUGCCACCCAGUGCGGUAAUUCAUGGUGUCACGACCCCCACCACGGAUCUUCUGUACCAGAUCAUACAGAAUCCUUAGUAAUGUUUAUUAUCAAUUUUAAAUAUAGAGUAAUAUGUGGUAGAGUUGUAAAUUACUUAAAUAUAA
Messenger RNA from Loxodonta africana (African savanna elephant), 2507 nucleotides. It is a transcript of the gene MRPL22, whose product is annotated as mitochondrial ribosomal protein L22. The transcript is spliced from 7 exons. Gene Ontology annotation, biological process: translation. Gene Ontology annotation, molecular function: structural constituent of ribosome. Gene Ontology annotation, cellular component: ribosome; mitochondrial large ribosomal subunit. Lineage: Eukaryota; Metazoa; Chordata; Mammalia; Proboscidea; Elephantidae. The record is from RefSeq and is a predicted model, not a curated record. The coding region runs from base 53 to 691 and encodes 212 amino acids.